Eutrema salsugineum is the source of this 1621-nucleotide messenger RNA. Its product is annotated as probable sucrose-phosphatase 2. The coding region runs from base 121 to 1458 and encodes 445 amino acids. Gene Ontology annotation, molecular function: magnesium ion binding; sucrose-phosphate phosphatase activity. The transcript is spliced from 8 exons. Gene Ontology annotation, biological process: sucrose biosynthetic process. The record is from RefSeq and is a predicted model, not a curated record. Lineage: Eukaryota; Viridiplantae; Streptophyta; Magnoliopsida; Brassicales; Brassicaceae.
GUUUUUAGUAGCAUCGUCAUCCGAUUUUUAUCGUAAAAAAAGCAAUCGAAAGGACAGAGGAGGUCGAUCCCAAUUUUGUGGUGAAAUCUGAAUCUCCUGGGACGGCGAUAGUUAGUAAUCAUGGAGCGGCUAACUUCUCCUCCUCGUCUGAUGAUAGUCUCGGAUCUUGAUCAUACUAUGGUUGAUCAUCAUGAUCCUGAGAACCUCUCUCUGUUGAGAUUCAAUUCAUUGUGGGAACACGCUUAUCGCCAUGACUCACUCCUUGUUUUCUCAACGGGAAGAUCACCAACGCUGUACAAAGAACUCAGAAAAGAGAAACCUUUGUUGACCCCUGAUAUUACCAUUAUGUCUGUAGGAACCGAGAUUACUUAUGGUAAUUCCAUGGUUCCUGAUCAUGGUUGGGUUGAAACUUUGAACAAUAAAUGGGACUUGGGAAUCGUCAAAGAAGAAACCAGCAAGUUCUCUGAGUUAACUCUUCAGGCAGAAACUGAGCAGAGGCCGCACAAGGUUAGCUUUUACGUUGACAAGAGUAAGGCUCAAGAAGUGACCAAGGAGUUAUCACAGCGGUUGGAGAAACGUGGAUUGGAUGUCAAAAUAAUUUACAGUGGAGGCAUGGACUUGGAUAUCUUACCACAAGGUGCCGGGAAGGGACAAGCGCUUGCGUAUCUGCUAAAGAAGCUGAAGACUGAAGGAAAACUACCUGUUAAUACUCUUGCUUGUGGAGACUCUGGGAACGAUGCUGAACUGUUUAGCAUUCCCGAUGUUUAUGGUGUCAUGGUAAGCAAUGCUCAAGAAGAGCUGUUGAAGUGGCAUGCUGAAAAUGCGAAGGACAACCCAAAGGUAAUCCAUGCAAAGGAGAGGUGUGCGGGUGGGAUCAUACAAGCCAUUGGUGAGUUCAAGCUUGGUCCAAACCUUUCUCCAAGAGAUGUCUCUGACUUCUUAGAAUGCAAGGCUGAGAAUGUGAACCCCGGUCACGAGGUUGUAAAGUUUUUCUUGUUCUACGAGAGAUGGAGACGGGGUGAGGUUGAAAACUGUGAGGCGUACACAGCGAGCCUCAAAUCUUCAUGUCAUCCCAGUGGUGUAUUUGUACAUCCAUCUGGUACUGAAAAAUCUCUGAUAGAUACCAUUGAUGAGCUGCGCAAGUACCAUGGAGACAAACAAGGGAAGAAGUUUCGGGUUUGGGCAGAUCAAGUCUUGGCAACAGACACAACUCCUGGGACUUGGAUAGUAAAGCUUGAUAAAUGGGAGCAGACUGGUAAAGCCUUACUGCCUAAAACUGCAUCAUCUAUAGCUCUAUAUCCAUCAGAAUCUAAUGCAAUACUAAUACCAAUUUCUCUUUGCAGGGGACGAAUGCAGUGGCUGCACAACGACUGUCAAAUUCACCUCAAAGGAAGGGGAAGGGUUGGUGUGGGAACAUGUACAGCAAACUUGGUCCGUGGAUUCAAAGGUGAAGGAUGAUAGCAGCUGGAUCAUCUGAAUCACCUUAUCUCUCUUUCUCUCUCUCUCUCUCUCUCUGCAUAUUAAGAAUUCUUCUCUUUCUCAUAUUAUAAUCUCUGCAAUAAAUCAUUGGAACUUCGGUAUAAACACACCAUUGAUUUUAUAAAACUUGGAUCUCAAAACU